AUGAUUCAUUCCAAUGGAGAAUAGUACUAAAAAUAGACCUUGAAAAAAAUAAGGAGUUUCUUAGUUUUAAUAUCAGGCCUAAAUUGUUUAUUUAUUAAUUUAAUGAAAUCUUCAAAGUCGAUUUCAAGCAACAAAACUACAACCUCAAGUACUUCCUUCAUUCUCAAUACUCUACAGACUUCAAGGUAAUAGCAUUUUUAAUAUACAAAGAAAACACAAUCAUAAGCCAAGUAUUCAGCCUUAAUAAAAGUCAACAUCAAUAAUGAAAAAACCUUUCAUAAUGAUAUCUCCCAAAUUAGUCUAGGUAUUUGAUGAGAGCAACACUCAAAGAACCAAACUACUUUUUGAAAAUCGACUUUCCUUGUUGUAGACUAAUGUACAAUCUAAGUCUGAAUCUCAAAUUCCAAAUACUGAAGGCUAGACCUUAACAUCCAGAGUGAGAAAGCGAACUGCUCCAAUUAGGUAUUAGUUAUUUAUAAAUGUAGAUUAUCAUUGCGUUUGCCAACUCAACUUUGA
Molecule: messenger RNA, 516 nt
Organism: Paramecium octaurelia
Lineage: Eukaryota; Ciliophora; Oligohymenophorea; Peniculida; Parameciidae
Source: the annotation of a GenBank genome assembly